UAGUUUGGGGUGAAAGGUAAAUAAUUGACCAUGCUUUUCGCCGUCGCCUUAAUUGCUUGUUGGGGCAUUGUCUCGGCCACCGUAGCCGGACCCCCGCCAGGACCUUAUGAAUCACAAAGAAUCAUAGGUGGAUCAGCGACCACCAACUACCAGUACAUAUUCACCGCCGCUUUGCUCUUUUCUCAAGCGGAGACUACAUUCACUCAACAAUGCGGUGGUUCCAUCCUUAACCAGAGAACAAUUCUCACCGCUGCUCAUUGCUUCUCCUCCGGCAUGGUUGCUACCAGAUGGCGCGCUCGUGUAGGCUCUUCCUGGGCAAAUAGCGGUGGCUACGUCCAUCUGUCGGCUGACAUCAUGAACUAUCCCCAAUAUAAUCCGAGUUACCAUGACAAUGAUUUCUCCCUCUUAAGGCUUAGCUCCCUUAUUCAGUAUAUAAGUGGUUCAGUGGGACCGGGGAGCAUUGCGGGCUCCAACUACAAUCUCGCUGACAACCAGAUUGUGUGGGCAAUUGGAUGGGGAGAAACUUGGCCUGGUGGUUCAGCAUCCGAACAGCUACGUCACGUUCAACUCUGGACAGUCAACCAGCAGGUUUGCGCACAACAAUACGCUACUCAAGGUAGUGUUAUUACCAAUAGCAUGCUGUGCGCUGGCUACUUGGACGUCGGUGGUCGCGGUCAGUGCGCGGGUGAUGAUGGCAGCCCACUGUUGCACAACAAUGUCAUUGUGGGUGUCUACUCUUGGGGAUUAGGGUGUGGUGACCCCUAUUACCCUAGUGUUAACGCUCGCAUUACUUAUGCUUCUAACUGGAUCCAAGCUAUGGCUUAAAGCACAUAUGGCACAGAAGAAACAUAAAUUUAUUAAGUUAUAAAAAUACACAAAUUUCCUGAAUAAAGA
This is a messenger RNA of Hyposmocoma kahamanoa, 894 nucleotides long. Its product is annotated as trypsin CFT-1-like. Gene Ontology annotation, biological process: proteolysis. NCBI's taxonomy places the organism in Eukaryota, Metazoa, Arthropoda, Insecta, Lepidoptera, Cosmopterigidae. Gene Ontology annotation, molecular function: serine-type endopeptidase activity. The record is from RefSeq and is a predicted model, not a curated record. The transcript is spliced from 4 exons. The coding region runs from base 31 to 825 and encodes 264 amino acids.